Messenger RNA from Naumovozyma castellii, 597 nucleotides. RefSeq lists its product as uncharacterized. The record is from RefSeq and is a predicted model, not a curated record. The coding region runs from base 1 to 597 and encodes 198 amino acids. The transcript has a single exon. Lineage: Eukaryota; Fungi; Ascomycota; Saccharomycetes; Saccharomycetales; Saccharomycetaceae.
AUGUAUGAAGCUUAUUUAGAGGGUGACCUAAGAAAAUUACAAACAUGGCUAUACCAAGACAACUCAAUUAUUAUUAAAGAAGGUGCCAGGAAAAAAGAAAUAUGGAAAGCUCCUGAUACAAUUCUAAUUAAAAUUGGAAUGACCAGGAAAACUGAUGUUAAGGUCAGGUUUAAGGAGUGGAUGGUAUCUUGUCACCAUGAAAUCAUUGGCCUCACUCCAGAAAAUAUGGAAAUGCUCUUAAAGGAACACCAUAUUGGCUUUAAAAAAAAGGAUAAUGUCAACACAAUUACCCAUUUGUUUAAAAAACUGUCCUUAAAAAAAGCUUCUCGAGCUCAUGGAAAACAGAAGGUAUCUAUCCGUAUCCAAGACCUCUAUACCUACAAAAAUGGUGGAUUUUUUACUGAUGGAAAUGGGAAAUUGUCCCUGGAGGAAAUCGAGAACUUAAUUCAUAGAAUAUUGUGGAAAAAAUAUGGGAAGGGCAUUAUAUAUUGCUCAGGGUGUAAUCAUACUCAUACGGAGUGGUUUAAAAUCCCCAUAAAAGAUUUGCCAUUCGUCAUUCAAACUAUUGAUUCAUUGUGUUUAGCUCAAAAGGCCUAA